AUGGUGUUCAACACGUGGAAAAAGCGGAGUCAAACCAACGCUCAUUGUCGAAAGUUACUUGCUAGUGUGGCAGUGGGGAACCAUCUGCGGUUCCGAUUUAUGUUAUGGCAGCGGUUCACAACGCACCGUAAACGCCUGGAAAACCUGCUCUUGAUAGUCGCAGAUCCAACUACUGUACCCGUUGAGACUCAAGUUGUGAACCUUGAAAAUGGCGACUUAAAGGAUGAUAUUACGGUUAGAGACGAAUUAGAGUACAACUCUAACCGGACUCUAACGGCCGACCAAAAACUCCUUAUUUUAGGCCAAGCUUUAGCGCAGAAAGCUCGCGUUCUUCAGCGGUUCGAAGUGACGUGGGAUCUGCCUCAAACGUGGCGUCGAUGGAGACAGAUUUUCCACGCUCAGCUCUUCUAUCGCAUGCGUCGACAGCAAUUUUUCUUCAUCAAUUGGCAAAGAUUUACGUACGAUCAACGCAGAAAUCGCUUCAUCAUUAUCAAGUUAACAAAUCAACGUCGAGCAGCCUCCAUUCUCACCAUUUUCCUUGCAUGGGCCGAGCUUGUGGCUCGAGUUAAACAGCUGCAAAGAGACCGUCUACGGGAACGAGAGUUGUGGGUUCUAGUGACCACAGAGAUGGCGCGACGAGAGCGACGACAACUCAAGAAACAUUGGCACGCUUGGAGGUUCCAUGUGGGGGAAACUCGCCAUCUUCAGAAAAGUCUGGACGUGUAUUAUCGAGCUCGGUUGCUCACGAAGUUCUGGCUGCUGUGGAAUCACGAUUAUCGUCAAAUAUUACGCGAAACUCGUCGAGAAACACAGAAGAUUAGUGCUCAUUUGCGGAUAUUUUACGUACGUCGAGCAGUCGGAAAGUUACGAAAGUAUCAGCAGCGAUCGAAGCGAGCUCGAUUAGUACUGGAAUACUUGGGGAAUCGACGGUACGAUACUUUACUUCCUGAGAUUUGGACGAAGUGGAGAAGAUGGAGCCAGCGACAGAAGGAAAUGGCUUGGUGUCUUGAUGCAGCACAUGGUUUUCGAUGCAAGAAUGUGGAGCAGCAACGACGUGAAGUCUGGGGACGGUGGAGAAAAUAUGUGAAGAAACGAGUUGCUAAGGACUUGGCGUUGCAAAAAGCAGCCAUCUUCCACAUGGGUACAAGACUUAGAAGAUGGCUACAUCACACUCGAAGUGCGAUUCAAGCCAGUGAACAAGCUGAGACUGCAGCGAUUCAGCUGUGUAUCUGUCGUGGCCACCGCGCACCGCAAUGCACGCAGAGCAACACUUACUACAAAAGAUUUGGCGGUAUUGGAUCCGCGUUACAUUGGCUUGUCAGCUACGACGAGAUGAACAACUGGAACGGGCUGCAGAGCACGAGAUGGCUACAUUGCUACGUCAAAGUUUAG
Messenger RNA from Phytophthora nicotianae INRA-310, 1392 nucleotides. RefSeq lists its product as hypothetical. The transcript is spliced from 3 exons. Bases 1 to 1392 code for a protein of 463 amino acids. The record is from RefSeq and is a predicted model, not a curated record. Lineage: Eukaryota; Oomycota; Peronosporomycetes; Peronosporales; Peronosporaceae.